UGAAGAAAAUCCCAUUGUGUUUCCAGGCAGGAGGAGGCAUGGAGAGGGCAGGGUGGGAGAGGAGAUCGGGGACGUCGCUGGCGGGGUGCUUUUAAGAUCCUGGGAGGCGUAGCGAGCACAGCAGUCUGGUGGCCGGGCUUAAAGCAGAGAGGUGCCUGUCUUGCUUGCACGGUUCAAACGUCUCCUUUCCGCACCUGGACUGAUGCAUCUCUCUGCUCCGGUGCCUCCAGGAGCCCGUGGCGUCCAGCGCUGCACCUUCUCCGCAUUUCUCUUCCUAUAGUCCUACAUUUAUUUUACGUCACAUUUUGAUUUCAGUCAAAGAAGUUGGUAAACAGUUGCCUUGCCUGUUUUAUUUGUUAUUUUUCCCCCUUGCAUAAUGUUGAGGAGCUUGGUUCCAGCCAGGAGCGCUGGUCUUUUGACUGGCUGCCGUCACGUUGGACUCAUGGUCUUCAUGGUCAUUGCGCUGCUACCGGAGCUCAGAGCAUCGCAUACUCGGGAUAGGGGGAACUACACAGACUUCUCAGAGAAGAAGAGUGAUCUCCGAGUUUGUGACGAUUCCACAUGUCGAUAUGGUGGAACCUGCAGUGAUGAUUUGAGGUGUAUCUGCUCGUUUCAGUGCCUCAAACGCCAUAGACCAGUGUGUGGGUCUGAUGGAGAUACCUACCGAAAUGACUGUUAUUUAAGACAAGCGACCUGUAAGCAACAGAAACAUAUCACCCAAGUUUCAAAGGGGUCAUGCUACCAUGAUAAUGGCUCUGGAUCGGGAGACAGAGGAUAUGAUGGAUCAGGUGCGGAUACAAGCAAGAAAUUUACUAAGUGUGGAGAGUGCAGUUAUGGGGCCGAAUGUGAUGAGGAUGCUGAAGAUGUCUGGUGCAUUUGCAACAUCGACUGCAGUGGUCACAAUGAGAACCCUGUGUGUGGGACCGAUGGGAAUUCAUAUGAUAACCCCUGUUUGGUGCGAGAGGCGUCCUGCUUGAAGCAGGAGCGGAUUGACGUUCAAACCCUCGGCAGAUGCCCAGGUUCUGGUGAUGAAGAGGAUAGGAUGGAUACAGGGAUUCCCAAUCCUUGUUCGGAAAGCUAUGGAAGUUUCUGCGUUCACGGUGAAUGCGAAAUGAAACGCAAUGUGGUCUCCUGCCGGUGUGAUUCAGGGUACAAAGGACUACAGUGCGAUGAGGCCAAGGAUUUCAGCAUCCUCUAUGUGGUCCCCAGUGGCCAGAAGUUUCAGUAUGUCCUCAUUGCUGCCAUCGUUGGGGCCGUGCAGAUUGUUGUCAUCGUUGCCAUAGUGACUUGCAUCACAAGGAAAUGCCCGAAAAAUAACAGGGGGCGUCGACAAAAGAAAAACACGGGACACUUCAUAUCAGACAAUACUUCCAGGAUAGUAUAACCGGUGUUUUCAUGUAACAAAGAAUGACAUUGUUUUAUGUUGUUUUAUGUAAAUAUCUAUCUGUUUUCUGUUUUUUUUUCAACAAUUCAAAAAAGUAAACACUUCAAUUCAGCGAUAAAUGAUGUUAAUGAUGAAUUUAUUAACUUUAUUAAUCAUUUAUCUCCUUUUUGCCGUUUAUUUGAGAGGCCUCCUUCAUAUUUUGCAGUAUGCUACAGUGUCAAACAUUUUAUUGUCAGAAAUUGUCCCACUUUAUUUGUUUAUAUUUUGUGUGAUUCCUUUCUAGUUCAUUUUAAAAGAAAUGCAUUUCAACCUUGAAUUACAAACAUCUACCAGUAUCCCAGAACCCCAUAGUUUUCUUUCUUUCCCAAUUUUUCUAUUCUUGUUGUUUCUUAUUUGUCAGUUUUCACUUUUGUCCUGAGUACCAAUUUUUUUAAAACAACUAAAAUGUGAAGACCUUUAAAGGUUAUUGUUAACAAAUAAUGUAUUUCGAAGAUAUUUGGAAAUAUUUGUAUUUGGAAAAAUAUACUUGGGGAAAAGUAAAUGUUUUGUAAAAUUUUGAUGGUACAUCAUGUAAUUCUCAACACAUAUCGCAUGGCUUGUAAACUGUUCUGUGGAGUUGUUUUAAGAGAAUUAAAUGCUCUUUUUGAGAGAA
This is a messenger RNA of Brienomyrus brachyistius, 2036 nucleotides long. It is a transcript of the gene tmeff1b, whose product is annotated as transmembrane protein with EGF-like and two follistatin-like domains 1b. The record is from RefSeq and is a predicted model, not a curated record. Gene Ontology annotation, molecular function: protein binding. Bases 377 to 1384 code for a protein of 335 amino acids. The transcript has 9 exons. NCBI's taxonomy places the organism in Eukaryota, Metazoa, Chordata, Actinopteri, Osteoglossiformes, Mormyridae.